Messenger RNA from Aspergillus sclerotioniger CBS 115572, 799 nucleotides. Its product is annotated as translation machinery-associated protein 16. The transcript is spliced from 3 exons. The record is from RefSeq and is a predicted model, not a curated record. Gene Ontology annotation, cellular component: nucleus. Lineage: Eukaryota; Fungi; Ascomycota; Eurotiomycetes; Eurotiales; Aspergillaceae. The coding region runs from base 89 to 625 and encodes 178 amino acids.
CGAAAACGAAGUUUCGACUAUCCGAUCUUAAAUUCCUUAUCUUUAUUCGAAAAGGGAGCCAAGGACUUUCCAGAACAACCUGCCCGCCAUGCCCAAGACACUCCAAAAAGUUCACAAGCAUAUCGCCAAGAAGCGAGGCGCUGUCGAGGCUCUUCAUGAGUUCAGCAGAGAUGCGAGGAGACUGCGCCGAGCUAAUGCCCGAGAUGAUCGAGUCGCUCGUGUCUCGGCCAACAUGUCGCGGGGAAGACAGACAUACGUCGACCGGAUCGCAUACUUCUACGAGACCAUCCCGGAAGGCUCAGAACCCAUGUCAGAGGAUGAAAUGAAGGAUGUUGUCGUCAGGUAUAUCAACCGCAGCGUGCCCGAAAUCGAACAACUACAGAGCGAGAGACGGAAGGGCAGGCCGCCAAGCAAGAGGGAAGAGGCAUUGUUGCAGCGGACGGAUGUUGAAAACCGGGAGUUCAAGACGGGAUUUUGGAUGCCCGACUUCAGUGAAGAGGCUGUGCUCAGGGCACUCGCCUCGUGGAACGGAGACUGGUCUGGACUCAGCACCAUGAAGUUUAUUCGGAUCACCAAGGAGGGGUCGAAACAGCCUUCAGCAUUUCCACCCAAGGGAAUGUCCUAAGGCUUCUUUCUCAUGUUCUUUUCUGCACUUUCAUUAUGGGGUUCUGGAGAUCGCAGUAUGCGCGGAGAUUUAUGGCAUAACGGCGUUAUGAUUGCACAUAGACAUCUACAAAACACUGUUUGUUGAAUACGUUCCUGUAGCUAGAUAAUAUCCAUGGAUGUCUAACGAGUCAAU